Molecule: messenger RNA, 243 nt
Organism: Schistosoma rodhaini
Lineage: Eukaryota; Metazoa; Platyhelminthes; Trematoda; Strigeidida; Schistosomatidae
Source: the annotation of a GenBank genome assembly
AUGACUAUAACAAAUAUCACACUAUCAGGCGAAUAUUUAAAUGCGUUUCAUACUAAUCACACAACAUCAUAUCACAAUGGACAUUGGGAUGAAACAUUAUCAUCAUCAUCAUCAUCAUCAUCAUCAUCAUCAUCAUCAUCAUCAUCAUCAUCAUCAUCAUCAUCAUCAUCAUCAUCAUCAUCAUCAUCAUCAUCAUCAUCAUCAUCAUCAUCAUCAUCAUCAUCAUCAUCAUCACAGUUAUAA